Messenger RNA from Melanotaenia boesemani (Boeseman's rainbowfish), 1748 nucleotides. RefSeq names its product ZPR1 zinc finger (gene zpr1). Bases 142 to 1473 code for a protein of 443 amino acids. Gene Ontology annotation, cellular component: nucleus; cytoplasm. The record is from RefSeq and is a predicted model, not a curated record. Lineage: Eukaryota; Metazoa; Chordata; Actinopteri; Atheriniformes; Melanotaeniidae. Gene Ontology annotation, molecular function: zinc ion binding. The transcript has a single exon.
CACGGUGAAACAAGCGUGUGGUGUCGGUAGAGCUUGGCAGUCUGUUAUCUAGAAAGUUCUCGGAAGUGCUAUAUCUUCUCAUUAAACAGGGCAUGUAAGCUGACUUUUUCCUCAUUUCAAGAGUAAUAUUAUUCGCAAAAAAUGUCCGUUAUUUCUGAGGAAAAUGUUCGGGGAGGCAACGUUUUCAAGGAUAUUAGUGCCGACGAUGAAGACUGGCAGCCCAGUGAGAUCGAGAGCCUGUGUAUGAACUGCUACCAAAACGGUACGACACGUAUGUUACUGACCAAGAUACCAUUCUUCAAAGAGAUAAUCGUCAGCUCUUUCAGUUGCGCUAACUGCGGCUGGUCAAAUACUGAAAUCCAGUCCGCGGGCCGGAUUCAAGAUCAGGGUGUUUGCUACACCCUGAAAGUCAAAUCUAAACAGGACUUGAACCGAGAGGUUGUGAAAGCAGACAGUGCGACCACCAGAAUCCCUGAGCUGGAUUUUGAAAUCCCUCCUUUUACUCAGAAAGGGUCACUUUCUACCAUCGAGGGUCUUUUAGACCGGGCAGUUUCAGGACUGGAGCAGGACCAGGCUGUUAGGCGAGCAGCAGACCCUGAGGUGGCUGACAAAAUAGAUGAAUUCAUCUUGAAGCUGAAGAAGCUAAAAGAAGUUGAGAAUGAAUUCACACUGGUGAUUGACGAUCCAUCUGGAAACAGUUUUGUGGAAAAUCCAGUGGCCCCUCAAAAGGAUGAGGCUCUCACCGUGUCCCAGUUCAAGAGGACGAUCCAGCAGGAUAUGCAGCUUGGUUUACGAGCUGAUGAUGACCUGAAUGAAGAAUCGGCAGGUAAUGACUUGGAGACCAUGAGAAAUGAGGUUUUGGUCUUCAACACAAACUGCCCCGAAUGCAACGCGCCAGCUUCCACCAACAUGAAACUUGUCCAGAUCCCCCACUUUAAGGAGGUCGUCAUCAUGGCCACUAAUUGUGACAGCUGUGGCCACCGGACCAAUGAGGUGAAAUCAGGUGGAGCCACCGAGGAGCUCGGCACCAAAAUCACCCUGCAUGUCACAGACCCUUCGGACAUGACUCGAGACUUGCUCAAGUCUGAGACGUGUUCUGUCAUCAUCCCUGAGCUGGAGUUUGAGCUGGGGAUGGCAGCUCUGGGUGGGAAGUUCACUACCUUGGAGGGCCUGCUGAAAGACAUUAAAGACCUGACCGUCUCUAAAAAUCCCUUUGUCUGCGGUGACAGCAGCGACACAGACCGGGUGCAGAAGCUGAACGAGUUUGGUGAAAAGAUAGACAAGAUUAUCUCUGCAGGGAUGAGUGUCCACGUCAUUCUGGAUGAUCCAGCAGGAAACAGUUACUUGCAAAAUGUAUAUGCCCCUGAACCAGAUCCUGAGAUGACUGUGGAGAAGUACACUCGCUCAUUUGAACAGAAUGACGAGCUUGGUCUGAAUGAUAUGAAGACUGAAGGAUACCAAGAGGAAAACUGAACAGAACAAAGCAACUAAAAUGACUAUAUGAGUUCAAAAUGAAAAAUAUCUUGGCAUAAACCCAGUAUAGUUGCAAUGCUCCAUAUUUUGUGCCAUUUUUAGAGUUUGUUUUUAAGUUAAAAACUGGGUAAUUUUUUUACUUCCAAAGGGCCUCACAUCUAUAGCAGUGAGAGGAAUUCUAAGUUGUCUAAACGCAUAGUGAAAAUAAGCAUUGAAUAAAAGUAGCUUAAUUUGUGUAUUAAUGUGGAUUCUGUGUUAAAUAAAAAUAAAUUAAA